Molecule: messenger RNA, 1185 nt
Organism: Miscanthus lutarioriparius
Lineage: Eukaryota; Viridiplantae; Streptophyta; Magnoliopsida; Poales; Poaceae
Source: the annotation of a GenBank genome assembly
AUGGCAGCGAGGGAGCACCUUGAAGGCGGAGGGGAGGAUGCCGGCGGCGGCGGCGUGGCCGCUGGCCGGGCCUACGGCCAGCCGAUGGAGGGGGAAGUCCUGGACUCGGCCAGCGCGUUCAUGGUGGUGCAGGUGCUCUGCCGCAUCGUGCAGAAGCUCGCGAACAAGGAGGACAGCACGGACGCCCCGACUCCGCGCGAGCUCCGCCCCAGCACAGGCGCGCCGCCUCUGCCCCGACGCCGAGCAAGCUCCACGCCGUCGUCACGCGCCCUGCAACGCCCCUGCGCCGCGCCGACUCCGCGCGAGCUCUGCGGCCGAGCAGCAGGAAGUAGCGGUCGAGUGGGAAAACGAGCGCGGAAGGAGUCGCAGGAUGGCCCGCGCGCGGGAGGAGGGAGCCGCGACGCGCUGGAAGAGGACGUCGACGCCGCGGCACCGGCGUGCCCGCGCAGCUCGAGGCAUUAUAGUUUCAAUCGAUGCUUCUUCCAUGUGUAUUUGGCUCAAUUGUAUGCUUGCUGGUUCAAUGUGAGCACUUUCAAGAAGAUUCAUGGCGAGCUUUGCAAACUUCUGGAAGUUUUCUUGUUCCAGUUCACGGGAUUUGGUGAAUUUAAGAGACUGAUACGACAUCAGCCACUUUUCAGAACUGAAGUGGAACAAGGGCAUUCUUCUGAAUUUAUGGCCUCCCGCCGCGGCGGCGGCAAGGCCGCCGUGAUCGCCGCUGAGUCGAGCCUCGCCAUCCUGUCAGUGCAUGUCCAGCAGCAACUGCUGCUCCAGACCAUGACACUCUCCGAUCUCCAUCUAAAAGAAAAUCUUCCUGGUGAUCCCUCCUACCAGAAUAUUAAGAAAAUAUUUUCAGCUGUUGGCAGGAUCAUUAAAAAACAGCACGAUGGAUAUGACUCUGAGGAGGCUGAGUUUAGUCUGAUGCUCUUUUCUAAUGAGUACUCAGAGAUUAUGGAGCAGAUUGACCGCGAUGUAAAGUGCACCACCCUGACAUGCAUUUCUUCUGUGCAAAUGCCAAUAGCUGUCUCUUCCACCAAGCUGGCGUGGAGGGAGAGGAGGGCUAGGGGGAGCACCAAGCUUUGUAAACCCUCUAAUGCAAACAGAGUUCCAUGUAAUUCAAACAAAAAUACUGACUCAAAGACAUCAUUGGAGGCGUUAGGAUCAGAGUCACAGGACAUGGCACUGUGA